CAAUAGACACCUUCCAAACAGCCCAAGACAAUCUGCCUGAAAUGCUUCAAACUCUCCUCAUGUAUGAGAAAAAGCCUGGUCAAGUGCAAAGCUCGCAUGGGCAAGAACUUCAGCUGGAUUUCAUAUUUUUCUAUAAUGUACUCGACGGAGACAAGUUUGCUAGGCAUGAAAAUAAGUGGGUAAUGGUGCACAACCAGAAGAUGUUAGAGUAUGGACAGGAGUAUGAUGGUGAUCAAUUGGACAACAUUCUCAAAACUAUGUCUGGUAUCAUCCAGCUCUCAGUUAAUCAGAAACUUCUGCUAUAG
This is a messenger RNA of Ambispora leptoticha, 305 nucleotides long. NCBI's taxonomy places the organism in Eukaryota, Fungi, Glomeromycota, Glomeromycetes, Archaeosporales, Ambisporaceae. The record is from the annotation of a GenBank genome assembly.